This is a messenger RNA of Olea europaea var. sylvestris, 399 nucleotides long. RefSeq names its product classical arabinogalactan protein 5-like. The record is from RefSeq and is a predicted model, not a curated record. The coding region runs from base 1 to 399 and encodes 132 amino acids. NCBI's taxonomy places the organism in Eukaryota, Viridiplantae, Streptophyta, Magnoliopsida, Lamiales, Oleaceae. The transcript has 2 exons.
AUGCAUGAAGAAGGAGAAGAGGCAGAGACACCAAGUCUCGAAGAGGAGAGACCCAGAAGGUUCCACAAAAAUCUCAUGAAGAGGCGCAAGAAUAAUGACUCAAAAAUUAGGGCCAAAAGUGCAGUUGCUACACCAACUCCUUCACCAUUCACCACCGUCAGUCCACCAACCUCAACUCCUACAAGUUCAUCUCCUUCUAAAUCUCCAUUGACUUCUCCACCCGCUCCUCCCACUUUUCCUAUCGAUGCACCUACCGGAUCUACCACUAAUCUUCCAUCAAUCGUCGUUGGACCCGGUGGUGCAGCCCCUAACUUAUCACCCAACGCCGCUAUUUUGAACAGAGUACCGAUUGCUGGAUCUACUGCUACAGUGUUGCUACUUGCUGCUAUUUUGCUGUAG